Messenger RNA from Solea senegalensis (Senegalese sole), 1386 nucleotides. RefSeq names its product aminolevulinate dehydratase (gene alad). Gene Ontology annotation, molecular function: zinc ion binding; porphobilinogen synthase activity. The record is from RefSeq and is a predicted model, not a curated record. The coding region runs from base 87 to 1082 and encodes 331 amino acids. The transcript is spliced from 12 exons. Lineage: Eukaryota; Metazoa; Chordata; Actinopteri; Pleuronectiformes; Soleidae. Gene Ontology annotation, biological process: heme biosynthetic process. Gene Ontology annotation, cellular component: cytosol.
GGAUUUAAAAAAAAGAAAAAGAAAAGAAGGAGAAAGAGUGGAGUGAAGUGUGGAGAGGUCGCAGUUUCCUUCAUACAGGGGUAAAGAUGCAGACACCAGCUGAGUCCAUCCUCCACAGUGGAUAUUUCCACCCGACGCUGCGGUCCUGGCAGACCUGUGCCGCCGAUCUGAGACCUGACAAUCUCAUCUACCCGAUCUUUAUCACAGACAGUGAGGACGCGGUGGAGCCCAUCGGCAGCCUGCCAGGACAGGCCAGAUAUGGAGUGAACAAGCUGGAGGAGAUGCUGCAGCCUCUGGUGGCCAACGGCCUGAAAUGUGUCCUGAUCUUUGGAGUUCCAGCGAAAAUAGCUAAGGACGACAGAGGUUCAGGUGCAGACAGUGACGAUACUCCGGCCGUGCUCGCCGUGAAGAAGAUCAGAUCUUCGUUCCCGGAGCUGCUGGUGGCCUGCGACGUCUGUCUGUGUCCGUACACGUCUCACGGUCACUGCGGCAUCCUGAAUGAAGACGGGACUCUGAACAACGACGCCAGCUGCCUGCGCUUGGCAGAGGUCGCAGUGUCGUACGCUCGUGCUGGCUGCCACAUCAUCGCUCCCUCUGACAUGAUGGACGGACGAGUCGGAGCCAUCAAACAAGCGCUCAUUUCUAAUGGUUUGGGAAACAAGGUGUCAGUGUUGAGCUACAGUGCAAAGUUUGCCUCCUGUUAUUAUGGACCUUUCAGAGAUGCUGCUCAGUCCAAGCCCGCGUUUGGGGACAGACGCUGCUAUCAGCUUCCUCCUGGAGCCCGAGGACUCGCCAUUCGAGCUGUGGAGCGAGAUGUGAGAGAAGGCGCUGAUAUGCUGAUGGUGAAACCAGGUCUGCCGUAUCUGGACAUCGUGAGAGAGGUCAAGGACAAGUUCCCCAAUCACCCGUUAGCCGUUUACAACGUGUCCGGAGAGUUCGCCAUGAUGUGGCACGGCGCUCAGGCCGGAGCGUUUGAACUGAGGGCGGCUGUGAUGGAGGCCAUGACCGCCUUCCGCAGGGCAGGCGCCGACAUCAUCAUCACCUACUACACACCUCAGCUGCUCGACUGGCUGAAGGCGUGAAGAGGGAGGAGCCAAAGAGGAACUGGACCAAUAAAACAACAACAAACAAACAAACAAACUUCGCUUAAGGAAGAAACGCAUGGAAACAAGAGUUUAGUCGACUCUGCAGUGAAUUUGGGGGGGGUUGUUUUUUUAGCUUGUGAAUGAGUGAAACGCUGAGAACGUAACUGAUUUUGUGUUAAACUGGGAUCAGACUUCAAACGAGGCCUUUGAUGAAUGUGAAUAUAAAACAUAUCUGUGUGUGAAUCUGAACACAAACAUGAUGUUUCCUCAGCUGAAGGAAAUAAAACAUCCUCUCAAACAA